CAACCGUCUCCCAGGAAACAGCAAUAAGACCAACACAUUCCCCGUUUUUGGGACUGGCACAUCAUGCUGUCGCUGUGAACGUAUUUUGUUUAGACAAAGUUGAUUCGCCUAUUUUAGGUACACUGAGGUUAUAUUAGCCAUCAAGUUUAGCUCGAGAAUGUAAGUAUCCAGCGAUAUUGUUUGUUGCAACAUGCUAGCAGUAACUGACUUUGCCUUUGCUCGAGCACGUGAAUUAUUUCACAAAUGGUGGGGGGCCUCUCUGCCCUCUUAUCCACGCAGGACGAGGAUGAUGAAGAUGAUUGUAAGGUGAAAAUCCAACUGCCAGACACCAAAGCAACAGAUAUAGUCCUGGAUGGAUGUGAAGGAGAAAGUCCUUGUUCUGCAAACACCAUACUUCUAAGUUGCUUGCCUGUCAUCCUUCUGCAAAGAGUUCCAGGAUAUCAAUCCACAGCCAGAAAACUCUUUGCUACGAUUUGCUGACCUCCUCUCAUGCUCCUUUUUUCUUCAUAAGGAGAGAAGUGUUUUAUCUCUAUCUACAACAUCUGUCAUCUCAGCCAUGACUGAAAAUCCCCUCUUUUCCUCUCCCUUUGUCCAUCGGUGGUCCGAGGUACAGGCUUCAAACCCGUAGCUGCUUAUCGGCAGAGUGGUUCAAUUCCACCUUUCGGGCGUAAAUUCUAAGCGCUCAAAUGUAUAGACUUUGAUCCCCUUAUAAUAUUCAUAGGAAUUCGCUAAUAGAUGUUCUAGGCUAAAACAACAAAAUCAUCAUGGAAAUAAACAGCUACUCUUGUUGAAACUACACAUCUGCUCUUGUUGUUUCGUUUGAAAGUUUUGGGCUCCCGAGUGGCGCAGCGGUCUAAGGCACUGUAUCUCAGUGCUAGAGGUAUCACUACAGACCCUGGUUCGAUUCCAGGCUGUAUCACAACUGGCCGUUAUUGGGAGUCCCAUUGGGCGGCGCACAAUUGGCCCAGCGUUGUUAGGGUUUGGCGGGGUUAGCCGUCAUUGUAAAUAACAAUUUGUUUUUUACCGACUUGCCUGGUUAAAUAAAAAUACAAAAUCUUCUGUCUGACUGUCUGUUUGACACAAACACACAAUUUCUCUGUCUCACUCUCUUUUCCCCUCCCAACUCAUUAAAUCCUUACUUCUCUCUCGACAGUAAACUGGGCCUGCAACUUCCGCACCCAGUACACAGUCAGGCGGGAAAAGCCCAGUUCUACAGUGAAAGACAGGGGCUGGAGGUCACUCUGCCCAUGAACCGCUUCAUGGAUCAAAGCAACCUGCAAUGAAUGACAUAGCAAGUUAGGGUGGAAUACCCAAUAUUAUACAAACUGCACAACCACAUUUUUUCUGCAUUUCCAACAAAGGACUUUGUGCCUGUGCUUGGCCUAAAUAUGCAGGCUUUUGUUACCAAUGCAUGUAACAGGCUUGAGUUGAGAGGAGUAGGUAGGAAUGUGCACAGACGCAACGGCUCCAUAUCAUCGCUGUACACAGUCCUACUACCCCCACGCCUUGCUUUCGGUAUGGCGGACGGAGAGAGGUCCCCGCUACUGGCAGAUCUCGGAGAUGGUGGUCUUGGGGGUGGUAACGGCGGAGUGUCACCUGGCUCGGCUCCUUAUGGUUUACCAAAUAAGCCACAAAGCUUUCCUCCCUUCCCCAGCCCCACCCAGCCCUCAGUGCUUAUGGGGGAGGACCCUCCUCCGUACUCCCCUCUCACCUCCCCAGAGAGUGGCAGCGUGCCAGGCAUCAGCUGUAGAGUGUGUCAGAGCCUCAUCAGCGUGGAGGGGAAGAUCCACCAGCAUGUGGUCAAGUGUGGGGUCUGCAACGAGGCUACGCCCAUCAAGAAUGCGCCUGCAGGGAAGAAGUAUGUCCGCUGCCCCUGUAACUGUCUGCUCAUCUGCAAAGUCACCUCCCAGAGGAUCGCCUGUCCCCGGCCCUACUGUAAGAGGAUAAUAAACCUGGGUCCGGUCCACCCUGGUCCAGCCAGCCCUGACCCCCAGCCGGCCGGAGCUCGGGUCUCCUGUGGACACUGCAGCAAUACUUUCUUGUGGACAGAGUUUACUGACAGGACACUCGCCAGGUGCCCACACUGCAAGAAAGUCUCCUCUAUUGGUCAGGGGUACCCUCGAAGGCGGAGCUUGUGGUGUUUUCUACUAUGCUUGCUUUUCAGCAUCUCCACUGCUGGGCUGGUGGCUGGUACGUGGGUGAAGGCCCAGGACUAUGGGGGUAUCUAUGCCUCCUGGGCCGUGCUGAUCCUGCUGGUACUCCUUACCCUGGGCCGGGCUCUGUACUGGGCCUGCAUGCGUGUUAGUGAGCCCCUACAGAACUUCACAUAGACACACACACACACGUGUAGGUUGAAGUUGCCCCUAGAUGCUGAUCUUGGGUCAGUUUUGCAUUUCCCCCAUUAAAUGGCUAUCGUUAAGAUUGUGGGAUGGGAAGCUGAUCUCCUAGAUGUGUACCUAGGGGAAACUUCACCCCAAAGCCACACAAACAGGGGAGAGGAGACCCGCAGGAGCAAGGGGGGGGGGGGCUUUUAAAAUAAUAUUUAUUUAAACUGGAAAUUAAAAAACAAAGUUUUCCUCCUCCUUCCCUUUAGUCUGUUCAAUGUGUUUCCAAACUGGAUGAUGAACAUUUACUUACUCCCGAAGGAGCAGUAGCGUGACUGCUGCAUUACUAGUUCAAUUAGUUUUAACAUGUUCAACUACUGUCCCUUCCCUGUUUUUAAUCACUCAGGCCCUGCCAUGGCUCAGUGGAAGAAAGUCUUCAAUUAUGACAUGACCCUCGGAAAAGACUGCUACUUCGCAACACUGAUCUCAUGUUCUGUUUUUGGGCAUUUUACAUGAUUUAUUUGUUUUGGUAAACCCUUGAAGCAUUUUAGAAAGGCAAAUUAAGCUAAAAUGAGGCCAGUGCAAAGUAAAUGCCACCCAAGUUACCCUCCCUUGUCUGUCAUGGUGCAUAAUCUGUGGGACUGGCAGUCUUUGAUCCAAAGUAGCUUAGAAGCCUUAAAAGCAGUUUUUAUUUUUUAUUUAACCUUUCAUUUAAUUUAACUAGGCAAGUCAGUUAAGAACAAAUUAUUAUUUACAAAUGACGGCCUACCCCGGCCAAACUCUGAUGACGCUGUGCCAAUUGUGCGCCGCCCUAUGGGACUACCAAUCGCGGCCGGAUGUGAUACAGCCUGGAUUCGAACCAAGGACUGUAGUGGCGCCUCUUGCACUGAGAUGCAGUGCCUUAGACACUGCGGCACUUGGGAGCCAAGUUAGAGAGAGAGCUUGAGAUGAGGCUGUUCAAUCUUACUAGACACACACAGCCCUUCCCUCUCUUACACACACACACACACACAGAGCUAAUAGCUUAGAUGUAAGCUGUCAGUGUAACCCAUAGAUGUACACUGUACUAUAGAGCCUCAAAAUGAUGAAAGCCCUCAGUGGUGCUGCCCAUGUUAAACAGGCUUUGGGCCAGGUGUGCCCACUACCCAGCUAUGGUCAAACUACAGUACAUCUUUGCCUGGCUACCCAUCUAACGUUUCUUCUCCACAAUGAGUCGGGAUUUGCUUUCCUCCCUGACCCUUUGAAAAUGUGUCAACAUUUUGACUGUUCUGAUUGGUCCCAGAAACCGAUGAGUUGGGCCUGAUAUGAAUCACGUCAUUUUGACAUCCGCACAAAUGACUAGGAUGGCAGGUUCAGACUGACAUGUGGAGCAAUCCAUAGAGCAGCGGAAUUAAAUUGGGGUUGAGUCGUCAGGCAAAAUCUACCCUCCAUGAUCAAAAUGAGUCCUUGAUGACUGAAGCAGGCUGUGGUUGUUGUAGACCCUGUGCCUCGGCGAGGCUGUCCUUCAGGUUGGGAUUACGUCCCAAAUGGCACCCUAUUCCCUAUAUAGAGCACUCCUUUUGUCCAGAGCCGGUAUAUGGCUCUGGGCAAAAGUAGUGCACUAAAUGGGGAGUAGGGUACCAUUUGGGAUCCUGUCAGGGUGAGGAAACAGUCAGUGAAGAGAAUACACUACCUGCAUAUUCAAACAGUCAAACUAACCCUAUAACACUAACUUGUCUGUGGGUCUCAUUAUGGUAGUUUAUAUAUUUUUUUUUACAGAUAUGUUAGUUUGUUUUAAUUAAUUGUACAUAUGUUGUUCAUGUGAGUAAUUAUUACUAAGCAGAUAUUCUGUUGAACUCGUGCAUAACACUACAUGACUGAUUCUUGGAGAACUGUUUUGUUGAUUUAAUAGGGUUAUUUUUGCAACCCUUUUUAAUGGAAUCUGGAAAGUUGUUACUGAUUUGAUAACCUACUAACCCAUUAAACCUCUGGACUAUGUGUCAAUCUUAAAUCAAACACACAAAUAGUUAACCACAAAAUGUCCACAUUAAUUGCAUAGUUUUACACACGCAGCUCUUAGAUGGUUACCCUGCUUGACAGAACUGUUACAGUAGCAGCUCUUAGAUGGUUACCCUGCUUGACAGAACUGUUACAGUAGCAGCUCUUAGAUGGUUACCCUGCUUGACAGAACUGUUACAGUAGCAGCUCUUAGAUGGUUACCCUGCUUAACAUAACUGUUACAGCAGCAGCUCUUAGAUGGUUACCCUGCUUGACAGAACUGUUACAGUAGCAGCUCUUAGAUGGUUACCCUGCUUGACAGAACUGUUACAGUAGCAGCUCUUAGAUGGUUACCCUGCUUGACAGAACUGUUACAGUAGCAGCUCUUAGAUGGUUACCCUGCUUGACAGAACUGUUACAGUAGCAGUGAGUUAUUUUAAAAUGUUAUUUAUUAUAAUGAUUAUGUUUUAAUCAUGAUAUUUAUGUACAAUAUUGAUCAUGUUAAUGAUACCAAUGAUCAAGAACCUGGCUGAUGCGCUCUUCAGUUUGUUUACACACAAUAAAGACGUAUGAAAAUA
Oncorhynchus nerka (sockeye salmon) is the source of this 4879-nucleotide messenger RNA. Its product is annotated as type I phosphatidylinositol 4,5-bisphosphate 4-phosphatase-A-like. The record is from RefSeq and is a predicted model, not a curated record. Gene Ontology annotation, cellular component: late endosome membrane; phagocytic vesicle membrane; lysosomal membrane. Lineage: Eukaryota; Metazoa; Chordata; Actinopteri; Salmoniformes; Salmonidae. Gene Ontology annotation, biological process: phosphatidylinositol dephosphorylation. The coding region runs from base 1389 to 2330 and encodes 313 amino acids. Gene Ontology annotation, molecular function: phosphatidylinositol-4,5-bisphosphate 4-phosphatase activity. The transcript is spliced from 9 exons.